AUGCCACCUUUAUCCUUAUGGGACCCAAGAAACGCGGUUUUAUCGUGGACUAAUGAAACAUGUCGCCGAGUGAAAGAUACUCCUAAAGCACGCGAACAAAGUUGGUUCAAAGGAGUGUUCGCAGAAGCAUCUCAAACUCAAGGUCUAAAAAGGGUUUUACAAGAUAUUGAAAAUAAUAAAGCGGAAAAUCAUUCCAAAAACAGACAAUUUUAA
Molecule: messenger RNA, 213 nt
Organism: Macrosiphum euphorbiae (potato aphid)
Lineage: Eukaryota; Metazoa; Arthropoda; Insecta; Hemiptera; Aphididae
Source: the annotation of a GenBank genome assembly